GCCGCCCGGGGUGCAGCCCUGCUCCGGCUCUCGCGGACGCACGGGCGAGUGAAUACAAAAAGGGCGGCCCCGCGCCCUCCUUCCGCCCCUUCCUGCCCGGGUGCGCGGCGCCGGCCAGGUGCGGGUUCGGGGUGGUGACCGCCGGCGGGGGGUGGGCGCUCUUUCUUUGGCUCGGAGGCGAGGUCUCGCCGAGCGCAGGGCUCCCCGUCCCCACUCCCUCCCCGCGCGCCGCCUCCCGGCCCCCUCUACCCUCCCCGCCUCUCGCCAUGACGGCGUCUCCGGAUUACUUGGUGGUGCUUUUUGGGAUCACUGCUGGGGCCACCGGGGCCAAACUGGGCUCGGAUGAGAAGGAGCUGAUCCUGCUGCUGUGGAAAGUCGUGGAUUUGGCCAACAAGAAGGUGGGACAGUUGCACGAAGCACUCGUCAGGCCGGAUCACUUGGAACUGACCGAGGACUGUAAAGAAGAAACGAAAAUAGACGCCGACAGCCUGUCGACGGCUCCGCAGCUGGACCAAGCCCUGCGACAGUUUAACCAGUCAGUGAGCAAUGAGCUGAAUAUUGGGGUGGGGACUUCCUUCUGCCUCUGCACCGACGGGCAGCUGCACAUCAGGCAAAUCCUGCAUCCUGAGGCUUCCAAGAAGAAUGUAUUACUACCUGAAUGCUUCUAUUCCUUUUUUGAUCUUCGAAAAGAAUUCAAGAAAUGUUGCCCCGGUUCACCUGAUAUUGACAAGCUGGAUGUUGCUGCCAUGACACAGUGUUUAAACUUUGAGAAGAAUAGUGCAGACUUUCGAUAUGGAGCCUCUCAAGUUGAAGAUAUGGGGCAUAUAAUUUUAGCGAUGAUAUCAGAGCCUUACAAUCACAGAUUUUCUGAUCCAGAGAGGGUAAACUACAAAUUUGAAAGUGGCACUUGCAGCAAGAUGGAACUUAUUGAUGACAACACUGUGGUACGGGCACGAGGGUUACCGUGGCAAUCUUCAGAUCAGGACAUUGCAAGAUUCUUCAAAGGACUCAAUAUUGCCAAGGGAGGUGCAGCACUUUGUCUGAAUGCUCAGGGUCGGAGGAACGGAGAAGCUCUGGUUAGGUUUGUAAGCGAAGAGCACAGGGACCUAGCACUGCAGAGGCACAAACACCACAUGGGGACCCGGUACAUUGAGGUUUACAAAGCAACCGGUGAAGAUUUUCUUAAAAUUGCUGGUGGAACAUCUAACGAAGUAGCCCAGUUUCUCUCCAAGGAGAAUCAAGUUAUCGUGCGCAUGCGCGGGCUCCCUUUCACGGCCACGGCUGAAGAAGUGGUGGCCUUUUUUGGACAGCACUGCCCCAUCACUGGGGGGAAGGAAGGCAUCCUGUUUGUCACCUACCCGGAUGGCAGGCCAACAGGGGACGCGUUUGUCCUCUUCGCUUGUGAGGAGUAUGCGCAGAAUGCACUGAGGAAACACAAGGACUUGUUGGGUAAAAGAUACAUCGAGCUGUUCAGGAGCACGGCAGCGGAGGUUCAGCAGGUGCUGAACCGGUUCUCCUCGGCCCCACUCAUCCCGCUCCCAACCCCUCCCAUUAUUCCAGUACUACCUCAGCAGUUUGUCCCUCCUACAAAUGUCAGAGACUGUAUCCGCCUUCGGGGGCUUCCCUAUGCAGCCACUAUAGAGGACAUCCUGGACUUCCUGGGGGAGUUCUCCACAGAUAUUCGUACGCACGGGGUUCACAUGGUACUUAAUCACCAGGGCCGCCCAUCCGGAGAUGCCUUUAUCCAGAUGAAGUCUGCAGACAGAGCAUUUAUGGCCGCGCAGAAGUGUCAUAAAAAAACCAUGAAGGACAGAUAUGUGGAAGUCUUUCAGUGUUCAGCUGAGGAGAUGAACUUUGUGUUAAUGGGGGGCACUUUAAAUCGAAAUGGCUUGUCCCCGCCGCCAUGUAAGUUACCAUGCCUGUCUCCUCCCUCCUACACAUUCCCAGCUCCUGCAGCAGUCAUUCCUACAGAAGCUGCCAUGUAUCAGCCCUCUGUGCUUUUGAAUCCACGAGCCCUGCCACCCUCCACGGCGUACUACCCGGCGGGCACUCAGCUCUUCAUGAACUACACAGCCUACUAUCCCAGCCCCCCAGGUUCGCCUAAUAGUCUUGGCUACUUCCCUACAGCUGCCAGUCUUAGCAGUGUCCCUCCACAGCCCGGCACGGUGGUCAGGAUGCAGGGCUUGGCCUACAAUACUGGAGUUAAGGAAAUUCUUAACUUCUUCCAAGGUUACCAGUAUGCAACCGAGGAUGGACUUGUUCACACAAAUGACCAGGCCAGGACUCUACCCAAAGAAUGGGUUUGUAUUUAAGGGCCCCAGCAGUUAGACCAUCCUCAGAAAAGAAGUGUUUAAAAGAUGCAUGGUGAUCCUGAAGCCACCGGAUGAGAACACUAGCAAUUUCAGGAGAAGUUUGUCUACACUCAGGCUGCAGUAUUUUCAGCAAACAUUAUUAGACAAUGGAUCUGUGCCUUAUCUUUGGUGGAGUGAGAAAUGUGAGCCAGUAAAGCCAAAUCUUGCAGCAAGCAGCAUGCAGCAUACCUGGCUCCUCAAUGAUUGUGACCCGGCAUUUAAAUGUGAAUUUGAAUCAAAUGUCUAUUACUUUCAGCUAAAGUGGCAUCACAGGUGUUUCUUAAGUUUAAAAAGUCUUGGAUUAAAAAAUUCUCCACUAGCAUCUCCCGUCUACCAUCUCCACCAUGAAGUCUGAUAAGGAAGCUCCACUUCGUGUACUUCAUUCCUUAGCCUCCGUCUAUCUUCUGUAUGUUCGUGCCCUCUUGCUUAGCAAUUCAAGUGUAAGGCCUUGGACUCCUUAAAUCACAAUGUAAAGAAGAAUAAAGGAGCCGGCCGCGAUGGCACACGCCUGCAGUCCAGCUCUCAGGGAGGCUGAGGCAGCAGGAUCGCCAUGAGUUUGAGGCCAAAAUUUUAAAGGUAAAAAGAAAGCUAAUAUUUUCUCUAUCUCUUCACCAUCCUGAAGUCUUAAGGUGGUUUUAGAAAUGCCUAAGGUGGGCUGAAGGUGUAGCUCAGUGAUACAGUGCUCACCUGUCCUGCACUAAGCCCUGGUUCAUCCCCAGCACCACUAAAACAGAACAGUUGAUGGUAAACUUGAAACUGGGACACCCUCGAAAACACACAGAUAGUUAGCAGUUCUGGAUCUUUUCUCAGCUGGUAUCAGUUAUAAAUAAGAAUGAAGUAGGGGCCAAAAUGCAAAAUCAAAAAUGAAGCAGCUUCAUGUAGUUAAUUUUAGUUCAAACCGUAACAAUAUUGUGGCUUCCUAUGUAUUAUUUUAUAUUGUACUUUUGUUCUGUUGAUGGCUUGAACAUUCAUAAAAAAUCCACUAGUUUUUAAUACAGAAAUAAUAGCAUUUGGAGAGUGUAGUCUAGAAAGCAAUGUACUAACUGCUGCAGCAAAAAUGCGUGUAUAUUAAAAUAGCCUUCAACCUUUUUCUCCAAUGUCUUCACUGUCAAAUAAUUAAAACUUUGAAAAGCAUAGGACUGUAGUCAGCAUGCUAGACGGAGGCGUUGGACACUGGCUCGGUAAACAGGUUCUGACACCGUCAGUGUUUAGCACUGUUUAGCUAUGUUUAUGCUACAAAAGUGCAAUAUUAGACACUAGCUAGUACUGCUUCCUGUCUGACUCCAAAAAGGAAGACAGGAUUUGAUUCAGGGAACAUACUUCAUGUCAUCCCUAGCUUGGAUCCAAUGCCGUGCAGAUUUUUUUGUGGCUGCUAUUUUUACUUUGCAUUACUUUGAUGAACGGAGAGCCAAACGCAACCCUCUUACCUGACCAGCAGUGACCCUUUAACUGCAACCAGGAAAACCAAACGUCGUGUGUGAGAAUUGGUGAGAACUGGCACUUAAGAUCCUAAAGAAAAUUCUUGGUAUGUUAGCCUUAAAAUGCUCUCUGCCCAGGCUCUGAAAGACUGCUAGGCAGUAAUACUGCAAUACUACUGAGUUUUGUAGAAUUGUUACAUUUGAUAAUAAAACUUGCCUGCUUAAUCUCAA
This is a messenger RNA of Cavia porcellus (domestic guinea pig), 4000 nucleotides long. It is a transcript of the gene Esrp1, whose product is annotated as epithelial splicing regulatory protein 1. NCBI's taxonomy places the organism in Eukaryota, Metazoa, Chordata, Mammalia, Rodentia, Caviidae. Gene Ontology annotation, molecular function: mRNA binding. The transcript is spliced from 16 exons. The record is from RefSeq and is a predicted model, not a curated record. The coding region runs from base 267 to 2312 and encodes 681 amino acids.